Messenger RNA from Aspergillus vadensis CBS 113365, 627 nucleotides. RefSeq lists its product as uncharacterized. Lineage: Eukaryota; Fungi; Ascomycota; Eurotiomycetes; Eurotiales; Aspergillaceae. The transcript has a single exon. The record is from RefSeq and is a predicted model, not a curated record. Bases 207 to 536 code for a protein of 109 amino acids.
CCGGAUCGUCCUCAACCUGGGCUUCAGCUUCGUUUCGUUUCCGGAUCCGCGACGCCCCUCAUGCAAUCUUAUAUGCGUGCGCGAAUAUAUUUCCUGUCUCUAUUAGAAAUUAUUAAACCGUUGGCUCGCCUCCAGGACCGCGUCCCAAAAGGAAGAAAAAAGCAACUCAAGUUCAGACUAGGCUAUAGUACUUCCAGUACACCGUAAUGAUGGACCGUCGCAACCAGAUCAAUGGAUCGGCCCAAGCUGUGUCACUAAUGUGCGUGGCCCUAUGUGGCACAGCAGCCGACGGGUCCUUAUCCGCUCGCAUGCAUUUGGGCGUAGGAACUAAUGCUAUGUUGCGUCGUUGCUUCCAAUCACCGAGCUCGAGAGAGAGGGUCAGAUUGAAGUCCGGUCCUGCUGGCAGUCUUGGAAUAGAGAAAGUGGCUAGCUAUCAAAGUGGACCUUUCAAGAGAUUGUUUUGCCACCCCCGGUUGGUCGAAUCUCGAGAUCAUAGUCCCAUUUCCCCCAAGCUGGGGCUUGUUUGGUUGCUAUAGAAUACGCCUUCUGGAUUGAAUCUGCGUUGUGUACGGAGUAGUAUACCAUUUCAGACAGUCGUGCCGUAGCAGGUUAUGCCACCUGCUAGCA